This is a messenger RNA of Aspergillus ochraceoroseus IBT 24754, 639 nucleotides long. RefSeq names its product peptide-methionine-S-sulfoxide reductase. Gene Ontology annotation, molecular function: peptide-methionine (S)-S-oxide reductase activity. The record is from RefSeq and is a predicted model, not a curated record. NCBI's taxonomy places the organism in Eukaryota, Fungi, Ascomycota, Eurotiomycetes, Eurotiales, Aspergillaceae. Bases 1 to 639 code for a protein of 212 amino acids. The transcript is spliced from 3 exons.
AUGGCUUUCGCCGCACCUGCAAUUGGCUCUACUUUCUUCUCACGCUUUUUCCGUUCUUUCUCCACCAGUUCUCCCACCCUCACUUUGACACCACAAUCUUCAGCUCGAAACAUGGCAAGCAACACAAAUACCGCGACCGUUGCAGCGGGUUGCUUCUGGGGCGUUGAACACCUUUUCCGCAAAGAAUUCGGCAACGGUAAGGGUCUGUUGGACGCGAAAGUUGGCUACUGCGGAGGCGAGACUACAUCUCCCUCAUAUCGCGCAGUUUGCACCGGAAACACAGGUCACGCCGAAGCACUUCAGAUCACUUUUGACCCCGCUGUCGUGAGCUACCGCUCGCUUCUGGAAUUCUUCUACUGCAUGCAUGACCCCACGACCGAAAACCGCCAGGGAGGGGAUGUAGGUACUCAGUACCGCAGUGCAAUCUUCACCCACGGCGACGAACAGCUCAAGAUCGCCGAGGAUGUUACGGAGAAGGUCAGCAAGGAGUGGUAUAAGCAGCCUGUUUCGACUAAGAUUGUGCCUGCAGGCCAGUGGUGGGAUGCAGAGGAGUACCACCAGCUCUAUUUGCAUAAGAAUCCUUCGGGAUAUGAGUGUCCUGCGCACUUUGUUCGGAAGUUUCCCCCGCUAUCUGCUUGA